Messenger RNA from Rhineura floridana, 954 nucleotides. RefSeq names its product olfactory receptor 14I1-like. Bases 4 to 954 code for a protein of 316 amino acids. The transcript has a single exon. Gene Ontology annotation, biological process: G protein-coupled receptor signaling pathway. The record is from RefSeq and is a predicted model, not a curated record. Gene Ontology annotation, molecular function: olfactory receptor activity; odorant binding; G protein-coupled receptor activity. Gene Ontology annotation, cellular component: membrane. NCBI's taxonomy places the organism in Eukaryota, Metazoa, Chordata, Lepidosauria, Squamata, Rhineuridae.
AAAAUGAGCAAUCAUACUUCCAUAUCCAUGUUUCUCCUGUGGGAAUUCUCGGAAGUACGAGAACUACAGAUCUUGUACUUCUUUCUGUUCCUAGCACUGUACUUGACAGCCAUCACUGGGAAUCUUUUUAUCAUUGCUGCAGUAGCCCUCAACCGUCACCUUCAUACACCAAUGUACUUUUUCCUAACUAACUUGGCCAUGAUGGAUGUUGGCUCUGUUUCAGUCAUCAUACCCAAAUCUAUGGCGAAUGCCAUCAUGAACAGUAGAUCAAUUUCUUAUUCUGGAUGUGUGGCUCAGGUUUUCUUCUUCUUCUUCUUUGUAGCAUCAGAUCUUUCACUUCUAACAGUAAUGGCACAUGAUCGCUAUGUUGCCAUCUGCAACCCAUUGCAAUAUGAGACAAUUAUGAACAAAGGAGCCUGUAUUCAGAUGGCAGCCAUUGGAUGGAUUAGUAGUAUGCUUUAUUCCAUGUUACACACCUGUGGCACCUUUGCAAACACCUUCUGUUCUAAUGCUGUCAAUCAGUUCUUCUGUGAAAUCCCAUCGUUAUUGAAGCUCUCCUGCUCUGACUUUUACUUUUUAGUUGAAGUUGGGUUUCUUAUGUUAAGCUGUAUUCUAGCACUAGGAUGCUUUGUUUUCAUCAUCAUAACAUACCUGCAGAUCUUUUCUACAGUGCUCAGAAUUCCUUCAGUGCACGGCCAGAAAAAAGCCCUCUCCACUUGCCUGCCUCACCUCAUUGUUGUCUCUGUGCUUAUAUUCAAUGCAGUCUUUGCCUAUGCAAAGCCUCCCACUAAAUCUUCUUCUGAGCUGGAUAUAGCUUUUGCUGUGAUGUAUGCCAUAAUUCCUCCCAUGUUGAACCCAUUCAUCUAUAGUAUAAGAAACAGAGAAAUCAAGAUUGCUUUGUGGAAACUCUUAGAUUUUGGACAUUCCUCUAAAACUACAUUCAGAUUGCUGUAA